Molecule: messenger RNA, 2023 nt
Organism: Artibeus jamaicensis (Jamaican fruit-eating bat)
Lineage: Eukaryota; Metazoa; Chordata; Mammalia; Chiroptera; Phyllostomidae
Gene: AGR3
Product: anterior gradient 3, protein disulphide isomerase family member
Exons: 8
Coding region: 60-557 (165 amino acids)
Cellular component (GO): endoplasmic reticulum
Molecular function (GO): dystroglycan binding
Source: RefSeq, a predicted model, not a curated record
CACACUUCCAGCAAGAGCACUGGCCAGUUCAGCUUCUGAGGGCUCCUGCAGAACACGUGAUGCUGCGUUCAGCCUCAGCCCUCUGCCUCUUGCUCGUCGCGGUUUCUCCCAACCUCGCUGCUGCCAUCAGAAAGGACAAGAGGCCUCCGCAGACACUCUCACGAGGAUGGGGAGAUGACAUCACUUGGGUGCAGACUUAUGAAGAAGGUCUCUUCCACAUUCAGAAAAGUAACAAGCCGUUGAUGGUCAUUCAUCACUUGGAGGACUGCCAGUACUGCCAAGCUCUCAAAAAAGUGUUUGCUCAAAAUGAAGAAAUACAGGAAAUGGCUCAGAAUAACUUCAUCAUGCUGAAUCUCAUGCAUGAGACUACAGAUAAAAAUUUAUCACCAGACGGACACUAUGUGCCUAGAAUCAUGUUUGUGGAUCCUUCUUUGACAGUCAGAGCUGAUAUAACUGGAAGGUAUUCUAAUAGGCUGUAUACAUAUGAGCCUCAGGAUUUACCAAUACUGAUAGAAAACAUGAAGAAAGCAUUAAAACUUAUUCAAUCAGAAUUAUAAGGGACUACCUUAAAGAGGUGAAAUAUCAUGAAGACCACCUUCUGGUUUAUGGAUCAAUACUAAAUGUGCAAGUAUAUGGAUUCUGUAACAUUACUAGUGAGAAUCUUUUUGAAUACUUUGUUUAUUGUAAUUUUCCCAAUACCAUAUAUCCCUCCUACAUGUGUCUGCCAUAUUCUUAUACAGGUAAAAUUACAGUUUAAUAAGUGUCAAAAUCAGAGCACAACAAUGUAAUAGUUAGCCUGCUGUCUGCAAGAGUAGCAAAGAAAGCUUGUCACAAGCCAAGAGCAGGGUCAGGGGAGAGACAAUAGGACCUGACUAUGAGGGGCCUGCACUGGUUGCCUUUACUCUUUCCACCUCUCAUGCACUCCACCAGGUAACCUGCUGUGUUGCUGCUCCGCUGUCUGGAGCCUGCCAGAGUGGGUCAUAAAUAACGUGCAUGUUGCCGGAGCAAAUGGGUGCAGCUCUGUGCACUUAUUACUUGAACUUUCGAGAGCGUAUUUCAGAGUUAACCAUGCACUUCCUUUUUACCUUAAAGUAGACAUUUAAAAAUCAAUUAUAAUAAAUCAAAUAUAUCUUUCCACAUUUUAACUAAGUAUUUUUCUUAAUAUAAUCAUUGGGUAGAUAUUUAAUACUUUUAAUAAUUUUAAGAAAAGUGUAACUGCCUCUGGAAGACCAGAAAUUUUCUCCAUUUAACUGGCAGGAGAGGAUUAUAUCCAUUCUGAAAUUACCAAACAUCUAACCACCAAUUCAGUUCUUCACAGAAGCUCUGGACGAUCAGUACCAUGUCUUCCAUUCCUUUACAUGCUACAAAAACUCCUAAUUUUUGAAUUUUUAAUUAAAAUUUUUUAAUUUUAACAAAAAUUCUUAUGAUCAGCUGGAAGUAAUUUUCAGAAGCAAGAGAACAUUUCAGAUAGGCAGAAAUUUUUCUCCCCCUAGGAUUUGUCUGCAUUUUGACUUAUUUUGAGAUAUAAAAGUAUACUUUAAUAUGAGAUAUGCAAUACCUAUGAUACAGAUUUUUUAUUAAUUCCACUGUUUCGUGAGUCAGAGAAAUAAAAGUAUUUUCCAGGUUCUAUUUCACCACUAUUCCAUUCAUUUUAAGCAGAUUUAAUAAUUAACCUAUUUGUAUAUAAGUAGGUUGCUUGACCAGUAACUAGAUGUCAGUGCUAGAUAUCUAUGUGUAAAAAAAAUUAAACAUCUUAUAUUUCAUGUUAGAUCUAAGUCUGCAAGUUGAUUUUCUGAUGAGUGCUAAGACAUCAAACUGCACUGGCAUGCUCUGAUUUGCACAUUUGAAACGUGAGGACUGUAGUAAUAUAGCUGACUCUGCGGUGCCAUCGACAGUGCAGAGGCAGCAAAUGCCAGCGCUCGUACGCAGUGAACUAAGAAAAGGACUGUUGGCAAUCUGGUGCUGUUUUAAGAACUAAUAAGUAAAAUAAAAUGUUCACUCUUUCUGCAGUUAGUGUAAAAAU